CGUUACAGGUACACAGUCAAAACCAUCAUCGUGGUAUCCAUAGCCCUCGAACCUAACGCCUCUCGCAUUAAACGACUUUUACAAACUGCUUCAACAUGGCACCACGAUCAUCGCGUCUGGGAAAUGUCCUCCUCGCUGCAUCCCUUAUAAGCACCUCCGCCGCACAAAACACCACAAAUACCACAGAACCCGUUAACUGCAACCCGGGCGGCCGUACGCCUUCUUACGAGCAGCCUGUAAAUGGCACACGUACAUGGAACGUCUCUCUCGGGGACGCAAUCGACCUCUACGUCUCCCUCACAUUCGGCGAAUCCCGCAACAAUCCUCGCAACAGCACCGAUAACCGCGUCUUCGACCCAUGGACAUACGCAUACAUUAGCGCUCCCGAAAAUACCACAACUCAAGCAUGUGUAUAUAUGUUUGAUGCACUAGACAACCACCGGCAAGGCGGCGGCCAGAAUGGCUGUGACGGCGUGAUAUCACAGAAAUGCCAGGACUUACUGGAGAAGGAAUACGCGUUUCCUGUCAACAUUCUUCAACUCAUCGACAGCUCAAAAAACGGCUAUCAAUGCCCCGGCUUGUCGCUUGACAAAGAUGAAGUGGACGAGGCUUGUGGUGAAGGGUUCUGGGGCGGAAUUAGCACGAGUAAGUGCAGCAUUUCAUUCUCUCCACCAACCUAUCUACGAACACAUCACAUCUAGUUUGGACUCACUAACAAAUCAUCUAGCCCGUACAGCAAACCUUACAAACACCACUUGCAAUGCCGCUCCCCCUGGCAUCGACGUACCAGCUGGCUUCAGCACGCGCGGACUCUUCGGCGUGGGCCCCACACAAGAACCCUGGGACUACGAUACCAACGUUGACAACUUCACUUGGUACGAUGAAUACAUCACGAGGCCUGUCCCGGUUCUUGUUGCUGCUGUGUCUGAAGAGGCAUCUAUGAGUGGCGUG
Molecule: messenger RNA, 951 nt
Organism: Alternaria alternata
Lineage: Eukaryota; Fungi; Ascomycota; Dothideomycetes; Pleosporales; Pleosporaceae
Exons: 1
Coding region: 96-701 (201 amino acids)
Source: RefSeq, a predicted model, not a curated record